CCACAUUUUGCAAGCCUUCCCAAGUGUGGGAGUGGGGGGAUGGGGCACCACGUGGUUGCAUAAAAAGAACGCUUCAGCUGUUUUACGUGAUUCUUUAAUUUAAUCAAGUGUUAAGACUAUCCGAAGAAGUUAUCAUAAGAAUUUAAAAAUGUCAGAAACCGAGACCAAACCCUGCGAGCACCCCGAAUCCGCCUCCCUAGCAUGCGAAAUGAGAAAUUUCGAAAUCGAGAAACGAAAAGGUCGUGGUGCUGUCACCUCAGGCCUAACCCACGAAUGUGGUGUUUUCGGGGCCAUAGGAUGUGGCGAAUGGCCCACAACACUAGAAAUCUCACAAAUUAUAUGCUGGGGCCUCGUCGCCCUCCAGCACAGGGGCCAAGAGUCCGCCGGAAUCGUCACAAGCGAGGGCAAAUGCUCGAAAUACUUCAACAUUGUCAAAGGCAUGGGCCUGAUCAGCAACAUUUUCAACGACCAAGCGAUCAGAACGCUCAAAGGCAGCAUAGGGAUUGGACACACGCGUUACUCCACCAGUGCGGCGAGUGAAGAAGUCAACUGCCAGCCCUUCGUGGUGCACACCCAGCAUGGGGCCCUUGCAGUGGCCCAUAACGGCGAGUUGGUCAAUUGUGAUAGCUUGAGGAAGAUGGUUUUGGGGCGCGGCGUGGGUUUGUCCACCCAUUCUGACAGCGAAUUGAUAACGCAAGCGUUGUGCUUGAACCCGCCAGAGGGCGAAUCCAAUGGGCCUGACUGGCCGGCUAGGAUCAAGCAUUUGAUGCAGUUGGCACCACUGAGCUACUCGCUUGUGAUUAUGCUCAAGAAUAAAAUUUAUGCCGUCAGGGACCCCUAUGGGAACAGGCCGCUGUGUUUGGGGAAGAUGUUGCCGCAAAAUGAGCCCCUCGACGGCGACUGCGACGACAGCCGCGAAGCCGAAGGCUGGGUCGUCUCGUCGGAAUCCUGCGGCUUCCUCUCCAUCGGCGCCCAAUACGUGCGCGAGGUCUUCCCCGGCGAGAUAAUCGAAAUGACCCGUCACGGCAUCCGCACCAUCGACAUCGUCGAGCGCCCCGAAGACAAAAUCCAAGCCUUCUGCAUCUUCGAAUACGUGUACUUCGCACGCGCGGACAGCAUCUUCGAGGGGCAGAUGGUCUACGCCGUGCGCAUGCAAUGCGGCCGCCAGCUGGCCAUCGAGCACCCGGUGGAAGCCGACAUCGUGAGCUCGGUCCCAGAGUCGGGCACUGCAGCAGCACACGGAUUCUCGCGACAGAGCGGCAUCUCCUUCGCAGAGGUGCUGUGCAAGAACAGAUACGUGGGCCGUUCCUUCAUCCAGCCCAGCAACAGGCUGAGACAGCUGAGCAUCGCCAAGAAGUUUGGGGCGCUGUCGGGGAGCGUGAAGGGGAAGCGGGUGAUUUUGAUUGACGAUUCGAUCGUCAGGGGGAAUACAAUUGGGCCGAUUAUUAAGUUGUUGAGGAAUGCGGGGGCCACCGAGGUGCACAUUAGGGUGGCCAGUCCGCCCCUGCUCUAUCCGUGCUAUAUGGGGAUUAAUAUACCAACAAGGGAGGAACUUAUUGCCAAUAAAUUGGAGCCCGAUCAGUUGGCAGAGAAAGUCGGGCUAUCCUCAAAGGAUAUAAAAUCUGAACUGGACAAUACAUUGGGCGACUCUUCUCCUUCUUACACGACAAUUAAAACUUGGGUCGCGGACUUUAAACGUGGUCGUAAAAGCACGGAAGAUGCACCACGUUCAGGACGACCAAAAACCGCUACGUGCAAAGAAAUUGUAGAAAAAGUCCAUAAAAUUGUCUUGAAUGAUCGCCGGUCAAAAUUGGUAGAGAUAGCAGAAGCUGUGGGCAUUUCAACGGAGCGGGUACAUUACAUCCUAACUGAAGUGUUGGAUAUGAGAAAGUUAUCUGCGCGAUGGGUGCCGCGACUGCUCACACCAGAGCAAAAAUUGAUUAGAAAAAUGAUUUCUGAGGAGUGUUUGGCCCGCUUACAACACAAUCCGGUGGAUUUUUUACGAAGAUUUAUAACUGUAGAUGAGACGUGGAUUCACCAUUAUUCACCCGAAACCAAACAGCAGUCUAAACAAUGGACUGCAAAGGGGGAACCCGUUCCGAAGAAAGCGAAAACACUUCGGUCGGCCGGAAAAGUCAGUAUUGGGAUGCUAAGGGUAUUCUUUUCAUAGAUUAUUUGGAAAAAGGAAAAACAAUCAACGGCCCAUAUUAUGCUUCCCUGCUGGACCAGCUAAAACAAAAAAUCCAAGAAAAACGCCCUAGCUAGGCCGGAGACUUUUCAAUUUAUCCUCGUACAUAUGAAUUUCCGCUUAAAGGUGUAUAUUUGUUUAUAUUAAUGCGCAAAUGAUUUAUAUUUUUCAGAGUCCAUCCAGAUCCUUUUUCUUG
Molecule: messenger RNA, 2384 nt
Organism: Tribolium castaneum (red flour beetle)
Lineage: Eukaryota; Metazoa; Arthropoda; Insecta; Coleoptera; Tenebrionidae
Product: amidophosphoribosyltransferase
Exons: 5
Coding region: 149-2170 (673 amino acids)
Biological process (GO): purine nucleotide biosynthetic process; purine nucleobase biosynthetic process
Molecular function (GO): nucleic acid binding; amidophosphoribosyltransferase activity
Source: RefSeq, a predicted model, not a curated record